AGAGCGGAGAGCCGCGCUGGAAUCAUCCCGGGCUGACGCUCACAAGUCCGGGGCCCGGUGCACCCAGGACGCGAUCUUCCCAGAUGUCCUUCACUGCGACGCCGGGACACCACGGACCCUGGGUGCAUCCACAGCGGAGGAUGCGAGCCGGGUCCCGGGCGACGACAUCUCCCCCUCCUGCCUUCGAGAUCUCCAUCCAGAACCGCUUCGCUCCCCUCCGCGAGACAGGACGCGACGCUGUGAUCAUCGGAGACUCCAUCGUCCGACACGUAAGUGCUACGUUAGCCGAAGGUAAAGUGCACACUCAUUGUUUGCCUGGUGCUCGUGUUCUCGAUGUUUCUGCGCAGAUACCCGCGAUCCUGAAGGACGACGAGAGCCCGAGAGCGGUCGUGCUUCACGCCGGGGUUAACGACACCACGCUGCGGCAGACGGAGACGCUGAAGAGGGACUUCAGGAGCCUGAUCGAGACGGUUCGCAGCACGACGCCCGCGGCGACGAUCGUCGUGUCAGGACCACUGCCCACGUAUCGACGAGGACACGAAAGGUUCAGUAGACUUUUUGCUUUAAAUGAAUGGUUGUUGUCAUGGUGUAAAGAACAGAAACUGCUAUUUGUUAAUAACUGGAAUCUUUUCUGGGAGCGUCCUAGACUGUUUCGCGCUGAUGGAUUACACCCCAGUCGAGUCGGAGCGGAGCUUCUCUCUGACAACAUCUCCAGGACACUUUGCUCGAUGUGACUAGUAAGUCAAUUCUCAAAUAACCAUUAUGAUGAGUUUUGUUCCACCCGCUUAAAUGAUAAAAGUACUUGUGCUGUAAAACCUAUUAAGACUGUGUCUGUUCCCAGAAUAGUGAGGUCAAAAUAUAAAUAUAAAUAUAAUGUAGGAUCUAGAAAAAAUCUUAUCGUAAUUAAACCAGAAAAAUGUAAAGUAAAUGAACAAAAACAAUUUUUAAAGUUUGGGCUCAUAAAUAUUAGAUCACUCACACCAAAAGCAGUUAUUGUAAAUGAAAUGAUCACAGAUAAUAGUUUUGAUUUACUCUGCUUGACUGAAACCUGGCUAAAACCAAAUGAUUAUUUUGGUCUAAAUGAGUCUACUCCACCAAACUACUGUUAUAAGCAUGAGCCCCGUCAGACUGGUCGUGGCGGGGGUGUUGCAACAAUAUAUAGUGAUAUUCUCAAUGUUACCCAGAAAACAGGAUACAGGUUUAACUCAUUUGAAAUACUUCUGCUAAAUGUUACUCUGUCAGACAUGCAAAAGAAAUCUAAUGUAUCUCUUGCUCUGGCUACUGUGUAUAGACCACCAGGGCCGUAUACAGAAUUCCUAAAAGAAUUUGCAGAUUUCCUCUCAGACCUUCUAGUUACAGUUGAUAAGGCGCUAAUCAUGGGAGAUUUUAAUAUUCACGUUGAUAAUACAAAUGAUACAUUAGGACUUGCGUUUACUGACCUAAUAAACUCCUUUGGAGUCAAGCAAAAUGUCACCGGGCCCACUCAUCGUUUUAAUCAUUCACUAGAUUUAAUUAUAUCGCAUGGCAUCGAUCUUACUGCUAUAGAUAUUGUACCUCAAAGUGAUGAUAUUACAGACCAUUUCCUCGUAUCGUGCAUGCUGCGUAUAACUGAUAUUAACUAUAUGUCGCAGCGAUACCGUCUGGGCAGAACUAUUGUUCCAGCCACCAAAGACAGAUUCGCAAAUAACCUGCCUGAUCUAUCUCAACUGCUAUUUGUACCCAAAAAUACACAUGAAUUAGACAAAAUUACUGACAACAUGGGCACUAUUUUCUCUAAUACAUUAGAAGCUGUUGCCCCAAUCAAAUUGAAAAAAGUUAGAGAAAAACGUACUGUACCAUGGUAUAACAGUAAUACUCACUCUCUCAAGAAAGUAACUCGUAGUCUUGAACGCAAAUGGAGAAAAACUAACUUAGAAGUUUUUAGAAUUGCAUGGAAAAACAGUAUGUCCAGCUAUAGACAGGCUCUAAAAACUGCUAGGGCAGAGCAUAUACACAAACUCAUUGAAAAUAACCAAAACAAUCCAAGGUUUUUAUUUAACACAGUGGCUAAGUUAACAAAUUACCAGAUGCCACCUGAUUCAAAUAUUCCACCAACGUUAAAUAGUAAUGACUUUAUGAAUUUCUUCAUUGAUAAAAUAGAUAACAUUAGAAAUACAAUAGCGAAUGUAGAUUCUACAGCAUCUAACACUUCAGUUUCAUCCAUCGCACCCAAACAUAAACUGCAGUGCUUUACAACCAUAGGACAGGAGGAGCUAAAUAAACUUAUCACUGUAUCUAAACCAACAACAUGUUUAUUAGAUCCUGUACCCACUAAAUUACUGAAAGAGCUGUUACCUGUAGCCGAAGAACCGCUUCUCAAUAUCAUAAACUCGUCGUUAUCUUUAGGACACGUCCCAAAACCAUUCAAGCUGGCGGUUAUCAAGCCUCUUAUUAAGAAACCAAAACUAGAUCCUAGUGUACUGGCAAAUUAUAGGCCUAUUUCAAAUCUUCCAUUUAUGUCUAAAAUUUUAGAA
Molecule: messenger RNA, 2513 nt
Organism: Carassius gibelio (silver crucian carp)
Lineage: Eukaryota; Metazoa; Chordata; Actinopteri; Cypriniformes; Cyprinidae
Exons: 2
Coding region: 84-734 (216 amino acids)
Source: RefSeq, a predicted model, not a curated record